CAACCAGUCUGGAAACAAAACCCGGGGAUUUCUUUCGCCGCUUCGGCAUUUUCUGUGCAGAGCGCCUCGAUCAGCUGUUGCAGUCGACCUCGGAAACAUUGCCGGUUAGAGUUAAGCGUUUCUCUUCUCUUCCGACAAACCAAAAAAUACCACCAACAUGGAGAACCGAAAACGACCGUUAGAGGCUGCUGAGUCCGAUAAUGACCGCUUCAAAACACCGGAAAAAAGAGUGUCGGUGGUCCGGCUGCAGGACUCGGACUACAUGCGAUGGGGAGUGGAGGAAACGUGUCGGUACCUGCGAAGAGAAGGUCUAGGAGAAUGGGAAGACGCAUUUAGAGCACAGAAAAUCACAGGCGUCGGGCUGCGAUAUCUUAAGGAUGCCGAUCUGGAGAAGAUUGGUGUAAAGUGCCUUGGUGACCGUCUGCAGAUCCUACACAGCCUCAGGAAGCUGUGGAAGAUGGAAACGGAGCAAAAUAAGGUGUUUAAUGAUCCCAUCCACGGGCAUAUGGAGUUACACCCACUUCUUGUCAAAAUCAUUGACACGCCUCAGUUCCAGAGACUUCGAAAUAUCAAGCAGCUCGGAGGGGCCUACUUUGUUUACCCUGGAGCAUCCCACAACCGCUUUGAACACUCGAUUGGGGUGGGUUACUUGGCAGGGCGACUGGUACAAGCUCUGAACGACAGGCAGCCAGAACUCCUCAUCUCUCGCAGAGACAUCCUUUGUGUGCAGAUUGCUGGACUGUGCCACGACCUAGGACAUGGUCCAUUCUCCCAUAUGUUUGAUGGGAUGUUCAUCCCCAAAGCACGUCCAGGAAUUGUCUGGAAGCAUGAGAUCGCCUCUCUGGCCAUGUUUGACUACCUGGUGAAAGACAACGGCCUGAAGCCGGUGAUGGAGAAGCACGGCCUGGUGCUGCCCGAUGACCUGGACUUCAUCAAGGAACAGAUUGCUGGACCACUGGUCACUGAAGCAGCUGGUCAGAAGUGGCCGUAUAAGGCGCGUCCAGAAGAAAGUCCAUUCCCUCAUGAAAUCGUAUGCCAACAAAGAAAUGGGCAUUGAUUGUUGGACAAGUGGGACUUCUACUCAGGGAACUGCUAUCACCUUGGGCAUUCAGAAAACUUUGAAUACCGCCGCUUCCUAAAAAGUUUGCCAGGGAUGUGUGAGGUGGACGGGCAGAGCAUAUCUAGCACUAGAGACAAGGAGGUGGAGCAACUGUAUGAAACAUGGUUCCACACAAGGAACUGGCUCCACAGAAGAGCCUACCAGCACAAAGUGAACAAGAUCAUAGAGACUAUGAUCACAGACGCCUUUUUAAAAGCAGACGGACACAUCAUGAUUGAAGGCUCAGGAGGGAACAUGUUCACUCUCUCCACAGCCAUUGAUGACAUGGAAGCCUACACCAAGCUGACAGAUCAUGUGUUUGAACAAAUACUGAACUCCUCCUCCCCCGAGCUGAAUGAGGCGAGGCAGAUCCUGCAUAACAUCGUCUGUCGACACCUCUAUAAGUGUUUGGGCCAAACUCAGGCAGAUCAAACCAUCAGCGUCACCCAGGAGAAGAUUCGCUCCUGGGAAGAAGAUUUGGCCCAAACCAUCCCUCAGAGUGGCACCCAGGAUGUCAGUCUGGAGCCAGAGGACUUUAUAGUUAAUGUAAUUUCUAUGGACUAUGGGAUGAAGGAGAAGAACCCCAUCAACAAUGUGCGUUUCUAUUGCAAGAACAACCCAAACACAGCCAUCCAGAUUCGCAAGAACCAGGUGUCUAAACUCCUUCCAGAGCAGUUUGCUGAGCAGCUGAUCAGGGUCUACUGCAAGAAGACAGAUGAGAGGAGUCUGGAUGCAGCAAAGAAGCACUUUGUCCAGUGGUGCAUGGACAAGAACUUCUCAAAGCCCCAGGAUGGAGACAUAAUAGCACCCGAGUUGACACCUCUGAAAGCCAGCUGGUCGAACAACAACGAAGGCGAGGAUGGUGAAGGUGGCAGCUCCAGAGAAGCAAACUAUGCUCGUGUAAACGGACAAAAGAAAGCCAAAACACAGCUUUUUAAAUAAGAGGAAGAGAGCAAAUGACCCCUCUUACACAUUUGGUAGAUGAGACAGUGUUGAGUGAAAAAUACAUUUUUGUACAAGGUGAGUUUGUUGAUGAGCACAGCAAAGUUUAAAAUCAAUAAUAUUUGAAAUCCAUUUUUUUUUUUUUUACACAAAAAGGAAAUAAUUUAAUUGUUUCAAUAACAAGGAUUCAUGAAUGCAUAUUCAGGGCCUGCAUGCAGGAUUUUUACAGACAUGGACCCUCUUCAGUACACAUAGUUUUGCUUUAGUGUAAUCAUUUUUAAUCUGGUUUUAUUUUAGACUCCCCUUUCCAUUUGGAGCUGCAAGUGUCCCAUUUUUAAGUUGAUUUAUUGUUUAAUUCCAUGUCUAUGCAGUAGCUUACUAUCAUGUAUUCACAUUAUAAACAAUAAAUCAUGGUCAGUUAAAAUGUUUUACUCUAAAAAUGUGCUCACUAUAUUUCAGGGUUUUGUUUUUUUUUGUUUUUUUUUUGUUUUUUUUACAGCUGAUUUGUUUCUUUUAUCUGGCUUUUUAAAAUAUAUCAUAUCUGCAAUCAAAUGUUACUCUACAUAAACAUACUGUUUAUGACAUUUAACAUUUGUUUUUAGUUGUGGGAUUGUUUGGAAAUUUGUUUUGAACUUACUUUGAAUGUAUUUAUUUUUCAGAGGUGUUUGGGGUGACUUUAUUUAUUGUUCUUACAGUGAGUACCUCAGAUUUAUCCCUGUUUGUUGUACCUUAUAGAUCUGUAAUAAUUUAAAGGCUAUUUUGGAUACUAUUUAAAGUGUUUUGUAAAACACUCCUCUUACCAAAAUGUGAUGCAGCCUCAUCCAGCUUGCCUCAUAGCUGUUUUCGCUUGAUCUGUAUAAAAAAUAUUUUUGAAAGAAUGUAAAGUGGGUACCAAAGGGUUUGAGAAGAUUGUGUAAAUGUUAUUCCUCUUAUAAAGGGUUGAAAACUGUGUCAAAAUAAAACACUCUUUCUCAGUAGUGUAAUUCAACUUGUUGAACACCAGAGGAAAGCAUGCAGUCUGUUUAGACCACAGAUGUUUUGGAAAAUAUUUUGUCUAGGGGGGGAAGUUAGCACUUUUGUGUUGUGACAUUCAAGUUUUCAGUAACUGCUUUGUUUUUUCCACAUAUAAGUUUACAGAGGCAUUCAAGUACAUACAUAAUUCCACUAGACACACAAAAGAUUUGGCCUGAAUGAGAAUACUUAGAUUUCCUUGUGUGGCUUGUUAUUGUAAUAUGAAAAUACAAAUUGGAUCUUUACAUGUGGAAAUCUUCAAAAACAACAUAAAUAAAUAAUUUUAGCAUGAAGUAGUUGUCGUGUUCAG
Molecule: messenger RNA, 3362 nt
Organism: Morone saxatilis (striped sea-bass)
Lineage: Eukaryota; Metazoa; Chordata; Actinopteri; Moronidae
Product: deoxynucleoside triphosphate triphosphohydrolase SAMHD1-like
Biological process (GO): defense response to virus; regulation of innate immune response; dGTP catabolic process
Cellular component (GO): nucleus
Molecular function (GO): dGTPase activity; protein binding
Source: RefSeq, a predicted model, not a curated record